Molecule: messenger RNA, 3603 nt
Organism: Xiphophorus couchianus (Monterrey platyfish)
Lineage: Eukaryota; Metazoa; Chordata; Actinopteri; Cyprinodontiformes; Poeciliidae
Gene: kat2b
Product: K(lysine) acetyltransferase 2B
Exons: 18
Coding region: 162-2549 (795 amino acids)
Biological process (GO): chromatin remodeling; positive regulation of transcription by RNA polymerase II
Cellular component (GO): nucleus; ATAC complex
Molecular function (GO): protein binding; histone H3 acetyltransferase activity
Source: RefSeq, a predicted model, not a curated record
CGUCCAAUCCGAGUCCCCUAGCGGAGGAAAAUGGGCCUACAGCGAGAAAUUGAAAAUAAGGAUGAGCGCCAUGUCUGAUCCUCCGCCUGUGGAAUAGAGCGGACGGCAGGGCGAUCGUGUUCCCCGGGCCUGCGGUCCCUUCGGGCUUUCGGUGAGCAGUCAUGGCCGACAGCGUGGGGAUUCAACAAGGUUCGCCGGCCGUCGGAGCCGCGGGCCUGGUUCCGGCCGCUCCCGGAGCCGCGGGGACGGAGGGCUCCAGCGCCGCUGGAGGAUCUGCACGUAUAGCCGCGAAGAAGGCGCAACUCCGCUCCUCACCACGGCCGAAGAAACUGGAAAAACUCGGGGUGUAUUCAUCCUGUAAAGCUGAAGGAGCCUGUAAAUGUAAUGGCUGGAAAAGUCAGAACCCGCCUCCGACACCUCCUCAAACUGACCAGCAAUCCAACACAGUGAACUUACAGGAACCUUGUCGGAGCUGUUCUCACACGUUAGGUGAUCACGUGACCCAUCUUGAAAAUGUUUCAGAGGAGGAAAUGAACAGACUACUAGGUGUUGUUUUGGAUGUGGAGUAUCUCUACACCUGUGUUCACAAGGAGGAGGAUGCUGACACCAAACAAGUCUACUUCUCCCUCUUCAAACUGUUGAGAAAAUCUAUCCUACAGAUGGGUAAGCCGAUGUUAGAGGCACAAGAGAGUCCGCCGUUUGAAAAGCCCAGCAUUGAGCAGGGAGUGAAUAAUUUCGUCCAGUACAAAUUCAGCCACCUACCGUCAAAGGAACGACAAACUAUCAUGGAGCUGGCCAAGAUGUUCCUGAAUCAGAUCAACUACUGGCAGCUGGAAACUCCCUCUCAGAGACGCCAAAGGGUGCCCAGUGAUGACGUGGUUGGAUACAAAGUCAACUACACCAGAUGGCUCUGCUACUGCAAUGUGCCGCAGUUCUGCGACAGCUUACCGCGCUACGAGACCACGCAGAUCUUCGGCCGGACGUUGCUGCGCUCCGUGUUCACUGUGAUGAGAAAGCAGCUGCUGGAGCAGGCCAGACAGGAGAAGGACAAGCUUCCUCCUGAGAAACGCACUCUCAUUCUCACACACUUUCCCAAAUUCCUGUCCAUGUUGGAAGAGGAAGUUUACAGUCACAGCUCUCCCAUCUGGAGCCAAGACUUCUUGGUGGGAGCAACAGGAGGGCAGAUUCCUGUCCACACAGUGAUAAGUGCUCCCCCAGUCACCAGGCCCAUAUACUACAGCACCAGUCCCGUGUCAGUGGACCCGUCCACUUGUGAAAGUGUGAGCCCUGCCAGGAAACCCGCCUCUGUUCUGGAGUCAAGCCCAGGUUUCACAGUAGGAGAAAAGCGAAAAGCCUCAGAGCUGCUUCACCAUGAAGAGAACAAGAGACCCAGGGUGGUAGGGGACAUCCCCAUGGACCUCAUCAAUGAAGUCAUGGCAACCAUCAGUGACCCUGCCACCAUUCCAGAGACGAGUCUGCUGUCUGCUCAUUCUGCCCGCGAUGAAGCCGCCCGCCUCGAAGAGCGGAGAGGAGUUAUCGAAUUCCACGUCAUCGGGAACUCGCUCAAUCAGAAGCCCAACAAGCGGAUCCUGAUGUGGCUCGUUGGCCUUCAGAACGUCUUCUCCCACCAGCUUCCCCGGAUGCCCAAAGAAUACAUAACCCGACUGGUCUUUGACCCGAAACAUAAAACGCUGUCUUUGAUAAAAGAUGGCCGGGUCAUUGGAGGGAUCUGUUUCAGGAUGUUCCCAUCGCAGGGCUUCACAGAGAUUGUAUUUUGUGCCGUCACGUCCAAUGAGCAAGUCAAGGGUUAUGGGACCCAUUUAAUGAACCACCUAAAGGAAUAUCACAUAAAACACAAAAUACUCAACUUCCUCACUUAUGCUGACGAGUACGCAAUUGGGUACUUCAAGAAACAGGGUUUUUCAAAGGACAUCAAGGUCCCCAAAGCCAAGUACGUGGGCUACAUCAAGGACUACGAGGGAGCCACGCUGAUGGGAUGUGAACUCAACCCUAGCAUCCCCUACACAGAGUUCUCCGUUAUCAUCAAGAAGCAGAAGGAGAUCAUCAAGAAGCUGAUAGAAAGGAAGCAGGCCCAGAUCCGAAAGGUCUACCCGGGGCUGUCCUGUUUUAAGGACGGGGUCCGGCAGAUUCCAAUCGAGAGCAUUCCCGGCAUACGUGAAACUGGCUGGAAGCCUGCAGGAAAGGGGAAGGAAUUGAAGGACCCUGACCAACUUUACAGCACAUUGAAAACCAUCCUGCAGCAUGUGAAGAAUCAUCAGAACGCCUGGCCUUUCAUGGAGCCUGUGAAGAAAACAGAAGCACCUGGCUACUACCAAGUCAUUCGUUUCCCAAUGGACUUGAAGACGAUGAGCGAGCGCCUGAAGAGCAGGUACUACACGACGCGGAAGCUUUUCAUGGCCGACAUGCAGCGCAUCUUCACCAACUGCCGCGAAUACAACGCUCCGGAGAGCGAGUACUACAAGUGUGCCAACAUACUGGAGAAAUUCUUCUACACCAAGAUCAAAGAGGCAGGCCUCAUCGAGAAGUAGACUAAAGAUGAGAGGUUUUCCUUUCAAGUAGCCUGGCGCAGGUUAGGUUAGCGGGUAAUGCAGAAGACAAUAAAGAAAGAAAGGGAUUAUUGAUUGUGGAGUUGGUUUCAGGAUCAUAUCUUAUGUUUAAUGCAUGCUGGCCUAUGUCUUGAAUCAGUUCCUUGUUUGAAAGAUUUGCCAAGAGGGAUGUAGACACUCAAGAUUGUAACAAAAAAAACAAUCUUGGAAAAAAAAAAAGAAUGGCAUUUUUGAUUUUUUUUUUUUGUGCAUACCCAAAAACUGAGAAAGCUUUCAUCAUUUGUUUUUAAAAAUUAUUAAACAUUGACACCUGAUUUUUUUUUUUUUUAAAGAUCUAACUGUAUCUUCUGUUUACACAGCCUCUUAGUGUCCACCUUUCUCCUCUCAGUUGACUCAGGUUGUCAUGUGAAGGAGCCAAAUGUUUGAUGGAUUGAGUCUUUAAGAAAAGUGUUUCCUGUUAGCAAAACAAGCUGGAGCUUCCCUGUCUAACUGCAGCUAUUAGCAUGUACAGCACUAACGUUCAAGUUUGUCUGUGAUGAGUUUAUCCUGCCAAAAGAGGAAUAUAACCUUUAAAUUUUGUACAUAUUUUAAUCAUUUUGAAGCACUUAUGCCCAAUGUAUAUUUUAAAUAUCUAUACUUAAAGUACAUUUCCCCCAUUAACCCACAAAAGGGAGGUUCGACUAUCAAAAUGCACUUUCCUCCCCCUCCAAGUAUUAACAGGAAUUCUUGCCUAUUUUCCUUUCUUCUACUUAUGGAUUACACUGUCAACUCAGAACUACUUUAAUUAUCUAGAGUUUAUUCUUAUUUAUGCGCUUUAAUUCAGAAGAAUUAUGUUUAAGACAAGGUCUUAAUUUAUUAUCUUAUUUUUGUCCUGCAGAUGGAGAUUGAUAACUUUAUACUUUGGAGAUAAAUGAAAAGAUUGUGCAAUACGAUGCAGUUUUGCUGUUUUGUAAAAAGGUGUUUGUACUUUCCAAACUUUGGGACAAAUAAUCUUUUUUAAUAUGUCUGUAAAAUAAAAUAUAUUUCAUGCUCUUUG